AUGCCGCUGCCGCCAUCCCGCACCUGCGCUGCCUUGCAGUGGCAAAAGUAUGCCCACGAGCAAGCCUGCGACGCCUUCCCUCAGAUGAUCGAGAACAGUGGGCUCCGUUACUACAAGACCAAAAUCAAGCCGCACUGCACUGAUGGCAAGGGCAAGUACUGGUGCAACAUCGUCACGAACAACCCGUGCUGGAACAACAUGCGCAACGCCGGUUCCAUGAGCACCGCCACGGUGCUGCCCAAGGGCUGCAAGAAGACCUUCCCCAGCCCCAGCAAGAAGGAGGUCGUCGAGUACAACCCCGGCACGCUGCUGUGCCCGGCGGGGUACAGGAAGGCGCCCAAGUCUGUGGUGUUCACCUUCCUCGAGCGCUGGCUGGCUGACUCUGCGCGUGGCAAGCAGUACGUCCCUGCUGGCACCUGGUGCUCCAAGAUCGGCUUCAAGUGGAUUGCCGUCAAGCAUGGCGCCGGCUGCAUCGGCCCCAAGGGCAGCGGCUUGGUGGUUCAGGGCGAGGUGUCUUGGGUGUGCGAGCAGCAGGCGCGCAUCCGGCGCCUGCCUGUGCGCGUCAUCGACCCGUGGGCCACCAUGGUGUGCCCCUGGAGGACCAAGAUCGAGCUGGACCUCCUGAAGUGA
Messenger RNA from Chlorella variabilis, 630 nucleotides. RefSeq names its product expressed protein. NCBI's taxonomy places the organism in Eukaryota, Viridiplantae, Chlorophyta, Trebouxiophyceae, Chlorellales, Chlorellaceae. The record is from RefSeq and is a predicted model, not a curated record. The transcript is spliced from 7 exons. Bases 1 to 630 code for a protein of 209 amino acids.